UACGGAUAACCUGGAGGAAUCUGCGCGCACCCGCCUCUUUCACGCUCUAAGCCACCCGUGGACAUCACAUCGCAGCCCCCUUUCACAGCCCCCACUCACUCCCGUAAGCCAAUCGCGCACCACGCUAUCAAGGCGAAACGGCGCGACCUCAACAGAAGCAAUGCUCGGCCGCCAGCUCCCGGGUAGACCCAAACAUGUUUGCCUCGACUUACAGCAUUAUACCCAGUCAGUGCCUGAAUUCUCCGCGCGCAGGACGCCCUUGGGGCCAUGAUCAAAGAGUCAUGAGCGUGCAUGGAAUCCACCCGGGUCUGGCCGGCGGCACGGCUGUGAACCCCUGGGCCAUACUACUUUUAUCUUGAUCCUUGGGAGGAGAUUGCCCUCUCACCACCUGUCUGCCACUAUUCGAUCCCUCACAUUCUGAAGUCUAGAGUCAAUAAGCUCGUUAUUCUUUUAGUAUGUGGACGGCGCCACCCGGCACCUGGCCGAAUCGGCCCCAUUGUGGGUGCUCCUGGAUCCGGGGCAUCGUGUAUAUUAUACGCUCGUCCUGUCGCGCUUCUUUUCCAGGGCUCCUUCUUCGAGGUGUUCGUCCAUGCUUUCAUUAGUCUUCCAAGGUGCCCCCGUCGCUCUUUUUACCAAAAGUACCAAAACAGUUCCAUCCGGACUCUGUGUUCCUUUCGUUAGCGGGUAGAACCUCGCCUCCUCUUUACCGAAUACUCGAAUACCAGUUGACGCUUUCUUGCGCUCACGUUCUCUUCGAAAACAUGAAGCUCCAAGUCGUGCUCUUCGCCAUCUCGGCUGUCUGCGUUUCCGCGGCCUGUCCCGCGGGAAAGAGACCAAAGCCCUCCCCUUCGGCGGCGCCAACCACUGCCUCGGACGCAGCAUUGAAGUCCGAAGCCCCGGUGGUUGCAGCAGUGGCGGCAGCCCCGUCCUCCGAUGAUUCGAAUACAUCAUCUUCUUCCAGUAGCCUGACCAAUGUCUUGAGCGCUGCGGCCGUCUCCGGCACUUCCACCUUCUACGGGGGAAACCUCAACGGGGGCGCGUGCUCCUUCACCACCAUGUCGGUAAUUCCGUCCGGGCUAUAUGGUACGGCGUUUCCCGGCUCCGCUUGGAACAAUGCCGCCAAGUGUGGUACUUGUCUCGAGGUGACAGGACCCAAUGGAAAGAUCAAGGUCAUGGUCGUUGAUAAAUGCCCAGAGUGUGAGCAAGGCCACCUCGAUCUCUUCCAGGACGGGUUCGCAAAGAUCGGCUCCAUCCCUGCGGGCAGGAUCGCUACAUCCUAUACCGAGAUACCUUGUGGCAUUUCUUCGCCCAUUGUCCUUCACAACAAGUCCGGCACUAGCGCGUACUGGUUCUCCAUGCAGGUCGUGAACUCCAACAUGCCUGUGUCCAAGCUCGAAGUCAGCACCGACGGCGGAAAGACGUGGCAGGCUACCACUCGAACAGACUAUAACUUCUUUGAGAAGUCCAGCGGGUUCGGCACGAGCACUGUGGAUGUCCGUGUUACCAGCACGUCUGGCAGCACUAUCACAGUGAGCAAGGUCUCGGUUGCGUCUGAUUCAAAGGCCACCGCGGCAUCGAACUUUGCUUGAGUCCGCCCCGAGGAACUGUCUUCCAAGAAGCAUGUGAUCAGAACCUCAUUAUGUAAAACAACCUUUUAUUUUUCUGUAUAUAUUUCAGGCCCAGGUGUUCGGCCCUGGGCGGUGGGUAGCAUGCAAGACCAACAAAUGGAAAAUUACAUAAGGUAGCAAAUGGAGUACAAACACUUAUCUCGGCAGUCGAGAGUCGUUGCCUCGCAGCGCUCAAUGAGUUCAAGAACCCACGUUAACUUCUGCGGUUGCUGUGAAUGCGUAGAUCCGAGGUAAUUAGUCAUUUCUUGUCAAAGGCGAGACACGAACGCGAGUGACGUGAUUCCACACCAUCGUCGUUAAUGAAGGCCACGAUGUGAUGACGGUUCCACUUUUGACAAUGCAAAGAAUCGAGAAAUCUAGAGGCCAUGUUGAGAGCGCUGUCAGUUGGAAAUGGCGGGCUCGCGUAGGAUCCAGCAACACCGCUGAGUUCAGAAGCCAGCCCGGCUUUCAUCUGGCCAUCCCAAAGGAGUGCCGUCAGAUAUCAUCUGUGCCUGAUGUGACUUGUGGCAGGGUCGAC
Molecule: messenger RNA, 2145 nt
Organism: Diaporthe batatas
Lineage: Eukaryota; Fungi; Ascomycota; Sordariomycetes; Diaporthales; Diaporthaceae
Exons: 3
Coding region: 762-1589 (275 amino acids)
Source: RefSeq, a predicted model, not a curated record